Astyanax mexicanus (Mexican tetra) is the source of this 6444-nucleotide messenger RNA. RefSeq names its product transient receptor potential cation channel, subfamily M, member 6 (gene trpm6). The record is from RefSeq and is a predicted model, not a curated record. Bases 230 to 5998 code for a protein of 1922 amino acids. Gene Ontology annotation, molecular function: protein serine/threonine kinase activity; ATP binding; monoatomic cation channel activity. The transcript has 39 exons. NCBI's taxonomy places the organism in Eukaryota, Metazoa, Chordata, Actinopteri, Characiformes, Acestrorhamphidae. Gene Ontology annotation, cellular component: apical plasma membrane. Gene Ontology annotation, biological process: protein tetramerization; protein phosphorylation; monoatomic cation transmembrane transport.
CCUCCUCCUCCUCCGUGUGCAGCGCGUGUCCUUCGCCCCUGCUCAAUGCGCGCGCACGGACUGAGCACGCUCAGUUAGCGAUUCACGAGCGAGCCGGUCUACCGUUUAACCCGGAGAGGGGUGGCGAGACCCUUACUUUUGGCUCCGCGCUCCUGCGCGCGCACGGGACAUCCAGAACACACCGGUGCGCGAGCGAGCUGCUGAGAAGGAGGAGCAGGAGGAGGUGGAGAUGGAGCCUGGAAAGUCGUGGAUCCAGACCACCUUUUACAAGAGGGAAUGUGUGAAGUUUUUGCCAGCAUCACGAGAUCAUCACAGGUGUUCUCCGGUUUGCCAUGUCUGUCAAAACUUAGUCAGGUGCUGCUGUGGGAGGCUGAUAGGAGAGCAUGUGUACCUGGACUCCGCCUCCCCGGUGCUGUCCUCCUCCUCCUCCUCCUCGUCCGGUCAGGAGGUAUGGUCCGUGGCUCGGCACACCAAACUCAGCCCAACCGACGCCUUUGGGUCCAUCGACUUCCAGGGCAGCACCAAGCGGUACUGUCGCGCCAAGUUUGUGCGCCUUUCCUGUGACUCUAAGCCAGAGCAGCUGCUGUGUUUGAUGCUGAGAGAGUGGAACAUGGUUCAGCCCAAGCUGGUUAUAUCCGUGCAUGGAGGGACCGAGAACUUCCCCCUGCACCCGAGAGUGGGCCAGGCCUUCAGCAAGGGUCUCAUCAGAGCUGCCGAGACUUCAGGCGCCUGGAUCUUAACAGAUGGCUUCAAUACAGGAGUAUCUAUGUAUGUUGGAGAUGCUGUGAAAGUCUAUGGUACUCACGAGCGGAGGAAGAGGAACAUCAUUGGAAUCACACCAUGGGGGCUGAUUGAGAACCACAGUGACCUCAUAGGACGAGAUGUCCUGAGACACUACCAGACUCUGGGGAAUCCUCUGAGUAAACGCUCCAGCCUCAACGGCCUGCACUCCCACUUCCUCCUGGUGGACGACGGGACUCUGGGUAAAUCUGGAGGCCAGCUCGACCUGAGGAAGAAACUGGAGAGACACGUCCACAGGCAGAGGAUCCACCCCAGACUGGCUCAGAGAGUUCCUGUGGUGUGUGUGGUGGUGGAGGGGGGUCCGCCUGUGCUCGCUACAGUGCUGGAGUACGUGAGCAGGACUCCGCCCGUCCCUGUGAUUGUGUUCGAGGGCACCGGCCGGGCUGCAGACCUCCUGGCUCUGAUACACAAACAGACUGCUGUGGACAGGAAGCUGGAUGUAAAUAUUAAGGAGGAUUUCCUGUUGCGGAUUCAGGCCAUGUUCAGCGUUGUGAGGCCAGAGGCGUGUCGACUGUUCAGCAUGCUCGUGGACUGCAUGGAGCACCGGGGGGCGAUCACCGUUUUUGACUCAGAAUCAGAGGAUCACCUGGAAGCUGAUGUGGCCAUUUUAAAAGCUUCACUAAAAGGGACUCCAGCAGAGCAGCUGAGUGUGACGUUAGCCUGGGACAGGGCCGAUAUUGCUCAGGAACACAUAUUGGUAUAUGGACAACACUGGAAGGUAGGAGCUCUGGAGCAGGCCAUGCUGAACGCUCUGCUGAUGGACCGGGUCAGCUUCGUCAAACUGCUGAUAGACAACGGCAUGACCCUCAAACACUUCCUCACCGUCUCCCGUCUGGAGGAGCUCUACAACUCACCGCCAGGCUCCUCGGACCAUUUCUUGCAUCAUAUAGUUGAGGAUGCCAAAAAGUGUCGUCUUCCUGUGGGGUAUAAAAUCUCUCUGAUCGACAUCGGCAUAGUGAUUGAAUACUUAAUUGGAGGAGCGUAUCGAAGCACAUACAGGCGCAAGAGCUUCAGAGUGGUGUACAACCGGAUUCAUACAGCACUAAAGGAAGGUCGUCGGGAGAGAUCGGGCUCUUUGACCAGACCUAAAAGGACGAAUGACAUCCCAGCGGCGGUGACUCCACCUCGCUCCCACUUCUUCAGGACUGCAGAGCCUUACAGACGCAAGGAGAGACCGUCCGUGUCUAAUGAACUGGAGCUGGAGGCGACGGCGGAGCUGGGCGACGCCUCCCUGUUUGUGUACAGCAUUAAUGACCUGUUUGUGUGGGCGGUGCUGAAGCGGCGCCAGCAGAUGGCACUGUUCCUGUGGCAUCACGGCGAGCAGGCCAUGGCCAGGGCUGUAGUGGCCUGCAGGCUGUAUCGCGCGAUGGCUACCGAAGCUAAAGAGAGUGACAUGGGUGACAGCACUGCUGAGGAGCUGAAGAAAUAUUCCUUAGAGUUUGGUCAGCUGGCUGUGGAUCUUCUGGACAAGGCCUUUAAGGAGAACCAGUGCUUGGCCAUGAAGCUGCUGACCUCAGAGAUGAAGGACUGGAGUAGCUUCACAUGUCUGCAGAUGGCCGUGGCUUCGGGCCUCAGACCUUUUCUGGCCCAUUCCUGCACCCAGAUGCUCCUAAAUGACCUGUGGAUGGGCCGCCUCAACAUGAGGAAGAACUCCUGGCUGAAGACUACUGAAAUCAUUGUGUGCAUCCUGCUGCCCAUGGCCAUCCACCUGCUGGAGUUUAAGAGUCAGGCCGAGAUGUCCCACGUGCCUCAGAUGCAGGAGGCUCUGCAGUUUGGGCGGGAGGCAGAGAGCCCAGGAGCUCCAGAGACUGUAGAAACUGGAGAAACAACACAAGCAGAUCCGAGUGAUGCAGAAGCAGGAAGGAGCGGCAGGAACCGGAAGUUGACUCGCAGCGCGAGGUGGAUACCGUGGGCCAGGAAGGUGUACGACUUCUACAACGCUCCUGUAGUUAAAUUCUGGUUCCACACUAUGUCCUACCUGGCGUUUCUCAUGCUCUUCGCCUACACGGUGUUGGUGAGGAUGGAGAAGAGGCCCAGUGCUCCAGAGUGGCUCGUCAUUUCAUACAUCUUAUCUACAGCUUUGGAGAAAGCUAGAGAGGUACUGAUGUCUGAGCCUAGAAAGUUCAGGAAAAAGCUGAAAGUGUGGUUCAGCGAGUACUGGAACAUGCACGACUUCAUCGCCAUCAUCCUCUUCUUUACUGGUUUUGCCCUGCGCUGGCAAUCUGGUCUGGUCCAUACAGCCGGACGCCUCAUCUACUGCCUGAACAUCAUCUUCUGGUUUGUCCGUCUUCUGGACCUGCUGGCCAUUAACCAGAAAGCUGGACCCUACCUGACCAUGAUCACCAAAAUGAUGAGCAACAUGUUCUACAUAGUGGUGAUAAUGGGCAUUGUGCUGGUGAGUUUUGGCACUCCCCGGGGCUCGGUCCUGAAGCCCUAUGAGGAACCGUCCUGGGACCUGUUGAAGGAAGUGCUCUUCCAGCCCUACUUCAUGAUGUUCGGAGAAGUCUACGCUGGUGAAAUUAAUCCCUGUGAGGAGAACCCAGACUGUCCUCCUGGUUCGUUUCUGAAUCCACUUCUUCAGGCUGUCUACCUGUUCAUGCAGUACAUCAUCAUGGUCAAUCUCCUCAUCGCCUUCUAUAACAACGUCUACAUCCACAUGAAGACCAUGUCCAACCAGCUGUGGAAGUACAACCGCUACCGAUACAUCAUGACCUAUCAGAAGAAGCCGUGGCUGCCUCCACCUUUGAUCAUUUUCAGUCACAUGACCCUGUGUGUGAGCACAGCAUGGCAAAAGCAUAAAGGGGCAUGUUUACAUGGGAGGGACUCCGGCCUUAAGUUGUUCCUGGCUCCUGAUGAUCUGAAGAAGCUGCAUGAGUUUGAGGAGAAGUGUGUGAUUGGCUAUUUCCGAGACAAACACGAGAGUCAAGACAACAGCCAGCUCAACCGCAUCCGCUCUGCUGCUGACAAAGCCAAGGAGAUGAUGGGCACUUUGGAAGAGGUGGCAGAGAAGGUCCAGUUCAUCCAGGAAAGCCUCCAGAUGCUGGACGGUCACCUGGGUCAACUCCAGGAGCUCUCGGCACAAGCCGUGGACACCCUCAACCUCCUCUCGGCUACCGACAACAGGCAGCAGGAGGCCGUCCUGCUCGGCCACAGCCAGCCAAUCGCCAGCCCUUACCAGAAGCUGUCGCACAGCUGGAGCCUGCGGGUCGGUGGCACCGUCACCCCCAGCCAUGCCCCUUUGUCUCCGAAGCCCUACCGUAGCACCCCGCCCUCCCUGCUGCGCGGGAUGGCGGGGCCAGGGAAGAAGCAUCCGUCUCUGGAUUUGCCGGCGGUGGGCAGUGUAGGGCUGUGGGACAGCAGACCCAGGUGGGUGUUGGGGAACGGUGGAGGUUCAGGCAGAGCCUCGCCUGCAGGCUACCGACACUCACACGGCUCACUCCCUCACCUCUGGGGGGCGCCGUGGAGGGACAGGAUGCCCUACGACUCGCCGUCCAUUCCCAGCUCACCCACUGUGCUCUGGGCUCCCGAGUCCUUCCGCCUCCCCAGUCAGGGCGAGUCCAUGGAGGAAGAGGAAGAGGAAGAAGAGGACGAGGAGGAAAUCAUCGAUGACGACGAUGAGGAACGAUGCUUCUCCCGCGCUUCCAGCCACGUCAUGCUCUUAUCCGACCCUCAGAGCAACAGGGGCCGGCAGCUGGGGAUCGUGAACCCCGCGUUCUCUGGUGACAGUGAAUUAGCCAGGCCCAGGCGAAGCCGAUUUAGCAGGAAGUGGCCGUAUUCCGCCACACAGAGAGACCUGGAGCACAGCCGCUCGCUCUCAGCCAGCGUCGAGACCAUGGCCAUGCCCACAGCAGGAGUCAGCACCACGAGAGAAGACACGCCCCCAUCUGAAGGACAGAAGGAAGAAGGACGGCCCACGACAUUAGGAAGAAAGCACUCGCUUGGAAGAAAGUGUGUCAAAAUCAAGGAAGGGGAAGCAAAGAACGUUAAAAAGUGUGUGCACAUGCAGGACUCCUUCCGGAAGAGCACGCGGAAAGGGAAGGGGAAGGGGAAGGGGAAGGGGAAGGGGAAGGGGAAGGGCCUGGCUGGACGCAGGUUUCAGUCGUCCAUCAGUCUGACGCAGCUGAAUUUAGAUCAAGUGGAUUUCUUACCAAAGUCUAUCGCACUGAGUCAGAAUCCACGUAGCCCCACCCAUUCAGUUUGGAGCAGCUGGGCUCGAUCUGUCAGCGGCAGGUCCUCGGCACAAAGUUGGGUAACGAGUGAUUUGAGAGGUGCCAUGUUUAAAUCCACUGAAGACUUGGACCCGCACUACUCAGCGAUGGAGAGAAACAACCUGAUGAGAUUAGCUCACACAAUCCCAUUCACACCAGUCUCUCUACUGGGAGGAGAGGAGGUGUGUAUCUACACCCUGGAGGAGACAGACGGAGAGUCCACCCUGUCCAGCACCUCCUCCUGGUCUCAGAGAGGACGCACGGCCGUGCUGCAGCCAGUCGCCCACCAGGAGGCGCUGGACGGGGGUCUGCGCAGGGCCCUCAGGGUGGUGUGUACCUGGGCUGAGGGAGACGUCCUCAAACCAGGCCUGGUUUACGUGGUGAAGGCCUUCCGGGCGGAGGUGGUCCGCACCUGGCAGAGGGAGUUUCCCAGCAGCACCUCCCUCCACCUGUGCUUAAGGGAAAUACAGCAGCAGAGAGCCGCCCAGAAACUCAUGAACGUUUUCAACGAGGUCAAACCCAGCAGUGUUCUUCACUCCCUCAGAUUUUUGGAUGUGGCUCUGCUGUGGUGGCCGAGUGAAGGCCAGUGGCUCACCAUUGAGAAGAACAUGACUGGAGAGUUUAUGAAGUACAACAAUAACACUGGAGAAGAAAUCCUGCCCUCUUGUGGCCUGGAAAAGACAGUGCUGGCUUUCUCCCACUGGACGUACGAGUACACGCAGAAAGAGCUGUUGGUCCUCGAUCUACAAGGUGUGGGAGCUGAGCUGACAGACCCCUCUGUGAUCAGAGCAGAUGAUAAAAGCUCAUCUGAAGACUUGGUGUUUGGUCCAGCUAAUCUAGGAGACGAUGCAAUCCAGAGAUUUGUCCUCAAACACACGUGUAACUCAUGCUGCAGGAGGCUCCGCCUUUCAAAUUUGCGAGAAGUCGCAGAGGCGGUGGAUCUUCAGAGAUCUGAUUCAGAAGACUCGGAUGAGAUCACCAGCGUUUGACCUCUGAACUUUUCCUCUCCAUCCUGAAGCAUCCCGAAUCCUGAAGACCCUGAAUGUGUGACUCUGAAUGUCGACGGACCAAAAGCCAUAUUAUUAACCCUUUCAGACCUGACUUAAGUUCUAGUAAAUAUAAAAAUGUAUACAAAUGCUAUGUCCUGCCUGUAAUGCACUCAAAAAUAGAUUUCCAGUAACUUAACUUAUAUAGCUUUUUAAUCUACACACAUUUUAAUAUAUACAGUUCUGAAAAAAAGAGACCACUAAAAAUGAUGAUUUUUUUUUUUAUUUUACCAAAUUGAAAACCUCUGGAAUAUAAUCAAGAGGAAGAUGGAUGAUCACAAACCAUCAAACCACCAAACAGCAUAAAGUUAUCCAAAACCAGUGUGUAAGACUGGUGGAGGAGAACAUGAUGCCAAGAUGCAUGAAAAAAACUGUGAUUAAAAACCACC